AUGACUUCUUUAGAGGAGGUAAAUGAAAAUCUAAGAUAAUAAAUAAUAUAGUUGACAUUUAACUUAGAAUUAAAAGAUAAAGAAAUAGAAUAACUGAAAUCUCCUUCUAAAUUAUCAAAUCAAUUUGAAACCUAGACAUUAGAAUUAUAAAUAAUAUAAUAUAAGCAUUUGUAAACUAAAUUAGAAAAUGAAAAUGAACAAUUAAGAAUUAAAUUAUCUCAAAUGAUAACUUCUUAAGUAGAAACAUAAAAAACACUUUUAAAAUAAAAAUAGUAGAUACAAAAUGUAAAUAAAAAUUUAUUUUCUCUUUCUUCAUAAAUUAAAGAAGAAGAUAGUCCUUUAAAAUAGGUUAUCAAUAAAUUAAUAGAUAACGAUAAGGAACCUCUAAUUACAUCAAAUCUAGAUAUAGAAACUUAACUAAAAAUGAAUGAAUUAAAGCGUAUUAAUAAUUAACUUACUAAUCGAAUUCAACAAUUAGAAGAAAAGUCAUAAUAUGUGAUAGCUAGAUAAUUUUAAGAUGCUGCAACUAUUUUAAAACUUAAAAAAGAAAAAUAAGGAUUGAUAGAUCAAUUAGAGCAGUAAGGAUAAGAAUUAUAAUAAGAAUUGUAGAAAUCAAAGAUUACAGCUUUUCCUGAUAUUGCUUUAUCUUUCUCAGAGAUAUACUUAGAAAUACCUAAUAUUGAAUAAAUUAAAGAAAAAUUUGAGUAAUUAAUCUAAUAAAUUUUACAAUAACUUUUAUAAUAAAACACAAAUUGUGAGUUUGGUGAAUCACUUGUGAAAACACAUAGAAGUAGUUCUUCUAGAAGAAUAGAUUAAGUUUAAAAUUAGUUUAAUGAAAUAUUAAAAUAUUUAAAUAGAGGUUCAUAAAGAAUUAGAGAAUUUACUUUAGAAAAUUAGAUUUUUGAAUCUUUCAUCUACGAAAAACCUCAAAUGAAUGAUAAAUCAAUUUAAACUGAUAAAAUUGAAAAUGAUGCUAGUGCUGAAAAUUUUUAGAGUGUACUAAUAAGAAAAUUAGAGAAUAAUGUAUAAAGUCCAAGAUUUUAAGAUGAAUACAAAGGAAUUGAUGCUGAAUAAUAAACUGAAGAUAUAGAUUUAAAUUAAUUCCUACUUAAUUCUAUGACUCCUUUAAUGUUCUCAGCUAUUCCUUAACUUCAUACUGAAAGUGAUAUAAUAGAAGAAUAGUAAUAAGUACAAGAUAGAAAUAUCUUAUGUUCUAGAAAUGGUAUUAAAAAUGAUACAGGAUUUGAUGAAGGAUAAUUAAUAGGUAUUGUUGAGCAAUUAACACUGUAAUUAAAAUACACAAAAAAGUAAUGGUAUAAUUCAGUUGAUAAAUGUUUAAGAGCAUAAGAAGAAUUAGAAAGAUUAUCAGAAUUUGAAUCAUAAUACAAUCAUUUAAGUUAAUAAUAUUUAACAUCUAAGAAAGAAUUAGCAAAAUAGAAAAAUAAGUAUCAGUAAUUAUUAGACAGAUAUUUUGAGAUUGAAUUAAAAUGA
Molecule: messenger RNA, 1491 nt
Organism: Paramecium pentaurelia
Lineage: Eukaryota; Ciliophora; Oligohymenophorea; Peniculida; Parameciidae
Source: the annotation of a GenBank genome assembly